AUGGCCGUCUUGGCGACCCGUCCUGUCCUCUCACCCGGCUCAGGAUCAACUUCCUCCGGGGGAAUAUUCCUCUCCGACCCGAUCUACAACCCCACAACCACCAGCCCUCAUCCAGACUCCCCCUUCCCGCGGCUCACCACCACCGGACUCCUCAACCCCUUCCUACCCGGCUCAGGAGUCCCAUCCGGUGGCUUGGGAUUCACCAACACACCGGUGUUUGGAGAUCGAGUCAUUUCCACCACUGCAACCACAACCAGUGAGUGCAGAAUGGUGGAUGUACACGGAGUAAAAGUAGCCUCUUUCAGCGUCGGAGGACAGGACGAGUUGAUUUGUCUACCCCAAGUUUUUGACCUCUUUCUAAAACACCUCGUCGGCGGGCUUCAUACCGUUUACACCAAGCUGAAACGCCUGGAUAUAUGUCCGGUUGUGUGUACUGUGGAGCAGGUCCGGGUCCUGAGGGGGCUCGGUGCGAUCCAACCGGGAGUCAACCGCUGCAAGCUCAUCUCCAGGCGAGACUUCGAGGCGCUCUACACUGAUUGCACCAUUGCGAGGUAG
Messenger RNA from Coregonus sp. 'balchen', 555 nucleotides. Lineage: Eukaryota; Metazoa; Chordata; Actinopteri; Salmoniformes; Salmonidae. The record is from the annotation of a GenBank genome assembly.